Messenger RNA from Cucumis sativus (cucumber), 1157 nucleotides. RefSeq lists its product as uncharacterized. The record is from RefSeq and is a predicted model, not a curated record. The transcript is spliced from 2 exons. Lineage: Eukaryota; Viridiplantae; Streptophyta; Magnoliopsida; Cucurbitales; Cucurbitaceae. Bases 417 to 884 code for a protein of 155 amino acids.
UCCAACUUUCUUCUUCUUCUUCAUUCCUCCUACUAUCUCUCCUCCAUUACUCCCAAACAAAAACGUGCCCUCUUCUCCCAUUUUCACUUUCAAGAUCUCCUCCGAACAUCGCGAACAAUCCGCUUCCUUUCUUUUGGCUUAUUAUCUGUUCCGUUGUACAAGAUAGAUAGAGAGAGAGAGUUUGAUUUUCUUGGCGAAAGAUUCUGAUCGGGAACUCGGUGUUAUUUGUCUUUGGGAAUUAGUUGAAUAUUUUGAAUUAUAAGAUGGUUUUCCUCUCUGAAAUUUCAUCAUCAGAUGAAGAAGAAGGAGUUGGAGAAAAGGAGAGAUAGCAGUAGAAGAAGCUGCGAAAUUAGGGGAAGGAGAAGGGAAUUCUUUAAUAUCUGCUUAUCUGUUUUUGCUUCUUCUGUUGAAUCGCCAUGUCUGCUACUGUUCUAAGCGAUACAAUCCUAGAACCUCAAACAGCAUCAACGAAGCUAAUCGUUCACAUGGAGGCUGAGUUCGUCAAAUGCGAUUGCUGUGGACUAACGGAAGAGUGUACACCAGCAUACAUAGAACGAGUUCGUGAGCGUUACAGUGGGAAUUGGAUCUGUGGUCUCUGUUCUGAAGCAAUCAAAUACGAAAUCCUCCGUUCCGAUAGUCUAAUCACGGCGGAGGAAGCCAUGGAAAAUCACAUGAAUCUAUGCAAGAAAUUCACAUCGUUGAAACCACCUCCGAAUCCUACAGUGCAUUUAAUUACGGCGAUGAGACAGAUUCUGAAACGGAGCUUAGAUUCUCCUUCCUCACGUGCUCUGAGGUCCAUGCCUACAAGUCCGACGAAGAAAGGGUCACGACCUCCGGCGCUGACUCGAACAGGAAGCUGCUUUUCAUCUCUAUCUGGUUCGUGAAUCAUCAAAGGUACAGGAUUCCAAGGACCACCACCACCACCAUCAUCACCAAAAACUCAAAUCAAUCAAACUCAAACUAAAUAGGGGAGGAUCCAAAUAAUAAUACUUUAUAUUCCAGAAAAAUAAACUUAAAUUAUUAGGCUAAAUUAUGCUCUAAACUUCAUCUUAAUCCAUGUUGGUUUUUUUCUUUUUGUCAUAAUCGGCAAAAUUCUAACCAUUUUAUGGUGUAAUUUAGCUUUAAUAAUGUUAAUUAAAGUUGGAUUUUUCUGUGCA